CGAACAUGCGAUGGGGAAGCAUGCCUAUCGAUUCAAGUUCGAUGCAUUCCUCGUCCAUCAGGCCCGGCUAGGCAUCCUCACCAUCUCGCUCGACGCAGUACAGGUGCAGAACAUGAUCGCCGUCGACACGGAGAAGGCACAUGGCUCGUUGUCGACCCUGAAGCGGGCCACUAUCUCAUUCCUCGUCACCCAGCGCCCCAGAGACGGGUCUGGGAAUUCGGAAGACAGAUUCCGAGUGGCGUUCCCCGUCUCAGCGCCUAAGCGCCCUCCCAGCGCGUCGCCAACCACAAUUGGGGAGCGCGCGCUGGUCAAGAGUCUGGACGUGGGUAUGGGCAGCCACACCGUCCAGUUCCUACUCCCAUCGAAAGUGCGUUUCCGACGUGUGGUGGCGACACGCUCCGUGUACGCCAUGCGCGACGUUUGCAAGGGUGAGUCUUCUUUUUCCUCGGUGCAGCAGAUUUUGACUUCCGUCGAAGCCAUCCGGCUUUCUGUCUGCGAAACACAGGAGCGAUCAGGCGUUCACCUAAAGCCAAUGUCCCAGGAAUACGACUACGACACUGACAGCGAUAUUGACGACGAUGAUGCAGACGCGGCGAUUGAGGACCAGCCGCCCACUCCUUCGGUCUGCGCUGCAGGUCGGGCCCGCUCUCUGCAUACCUCGUCGCCUUCUUCGGAAGUGUCAUUUGACCUCGAUGUGCUUUCGCUAGGCUCCGUCGGCGACGCCAGCGACGAUGACGCUGGCGAUAUAGCUGCAACUGCCGUAGACGCGCUCGGCAACGCCCCAAGCGCCACGGUCAUCAACAUUAAGCACCAUGCGCACAGGACCUGGAAAGCCUUCGUAUUCUACCUCUACACGGGCAAGGUCGCGUUCAGGAAGCUCUUCUCCGCGGAGGAUGCGGGAAGCAUCACAUCGCCCGCUGCUCCCUUGAAGUGCUCGCCGAAGUCGAUGUAUGCCAUCGCGGAGCAGGCAAAGAUGAACGAUCUGCGCACGCUCUGCAUCCAGGCUAUCAUGGCGGACAUCACGGUCAAGAAUGUCGCCCAAGAGGUCUUCAGCAGAUUUUCCUCGAAAUAUCCUGAGGUCCUGGAAGCGGAGACGGACUUCCUCGUCAAGCACUUGAAGGACGCCGAAUGUGCCGAGGAAGUGCAGCGCGUCAUGCGCAACGCGACUACCAUGCCUCACUGCGGCACUGCUAUCGCCGUGGUCUGGCGCAAGAUGGCCAACUAGGCAAGAAUGCGCAGCUUGAACUCCGUAUCGCUCUUGACCAUCAUCGUUUCGGUAUUUCUUUUCUCACUGUACUUCGUGCUUGCACAAUAGACUUGUCAUCCCACGUCGCACAUUUGCC
Messenger RNA from Schizophyllum commune H4-8, 1343 nucleotides. RefSeq lists its product as uncharacterized. The coding region runs from base 11 to 1225 and encodes 404 amino acids. Lineage: Eukaryota; Fungi; Basidiomycota; Agaricomycetes; Agaricales; Schizophyllaceae. The transcript has 6 exons. The record is from RefSeq and is a predicted model, not a curated record.